This is a messenger RNA of Culex quinquefasciatus (southern house mosquito), 1373 nucleotides long. RefSeq names its product PXMP2/4 family protein 3. Bases 242 to 820 code for a protein of 192 amino acids. Lineage: Eukaryota; Metazoa; Arthropoda; Insecta; Diptera; Culicidae. Gene Ontology annotation, cellular component: cytoplasm; membrane. The record is from RefSeq and is a predicted model, not a curated record. The transcript has 4 exons.
GAUCACCAGUCUGUCAGCAGAGAUGUGAACAUUUAGUUGUAGCAACAAAACACACAUUCCAUACGCAUUUUGACGCAGUACUUGUACCUGGAACUGGAACACGGUCAAAUAGUUGGAGAAGGAAACCGGAAAAAAAAUCUCAUUUUAACAGUUAGUUCUUUUGCUACAAGUCUAUUUUUGUAAGUCCGAUAACAAGGUUUAAAGAGUUCACCAACUGAUUUAUCACAAAACUAGCCGCAAGAUGUCGCUGUCGAGGCCGCUGUACAACAUGAUUGGAGCAUACUUUGAGCAGCUCUUUAACCACCCGGUGAGGACCAAGUCCAUCACAAGCUGCGUCAUCGCGGCCUCCGCCAACGUCUGCUCGCAAAAGAUCGCCGGCGUGAAACGCCUCAACUCGGACACGGUCGUCGCGUACGGCCUGUUUGGACUGAUCUUCACGGGGCCCCUGUCGCACCUGUUCUACCAAUGGCUGGACCGAGUCACCCAGGACCGUCGCUUCCGGGGCAUUCUGAUGCUGCUCGGCGAGCGGGCUCUGUUUGCGCCAAUCAUCACCGCCCUGUCGCUUUACUUCAUCACCCGGUUCGAGGGGAAGGACCACGAGGAAGGAGUGGGUAACUUGAACGACCUGUACAAGAUGAUUCUCCUGAACAACUGGAAGUUCCUGACGCUGCCGGUGCUGAUCAACCUUCGAUUCGUGCCUCCGAUGCUUCGCGUGCUCGUUGCCAACCUCAUCGGCUUCUGCUGGAUCGUUUUCCUGUCGGCGAAGCGCCGAAAGGCCGAAGCUCGUCGCCGCCAGGCCGAGGAGCAGCGAAACUCCUGAGCGACGGAGCCGGGCUCGUUUUGGCCCUUUGCCGCCGUGUGAGCAGCGUUAGAACGGGGAUGACGACGGUUGUGCAGCGUGCAUGCAAAUAGGGAAAGAAGCAUAAGUACCGUCAUCAGGGGUGAGAUUGGGUCAUUAAAAUGAAAUUUGUAUGAACCAAUCUCACCCUCAGACCCAAUGUCACCCCUGAUGACGGUAGUAAAAAAAUCAUCAAUUUGCCGAAAGUUAUGAAAUUCCAGUAAAUUUAUAAAUUUAGAAAAAAAGCAGAAGAAAUGCCUUUUUAAACGGGUAAAGCACAAACCCACAAACAAAAUAGACAGCUUAAAUUUACGUCGUUUCAAGGCAAUAUCAAGUUUUUAUUGUACACACGAAAUCAACUAAUCCUUUUCAGGUUUGAUUAGUGCAAGCAAUUAAUAUUCUAACACGUCGUCGUUUGUAAAAUCAUUAUUAGGCUAGGGAGGUGCAAAAGACUAUUGUUAUAACUAUUUGUUCCAUUGGAUUUGUAGUAGAGGGUAAGAAAGGGGUUACGAAAUAUACCAUUUUAUAUCUUGAA